UAGAUCGUUUUCGAAAUGUUGUUGUUAGGGAUUCUUACCUUACUGGUAGGGGCAUCAUUUCCACGCACAAACGCUAUUAUGUUCCGGUUAGCACCAAAUGCUCAAAAAUGUUUGAGAGAUGAAAUGCAAGGGAAUCAGAUUGUAGCUGGUGAAUAUGAAAUAACAAACGCCCCAGGACAAAAAAUUGACUACGUGGUUCGAGACACAAAAGGACACAUCUUGGCACAAAAAGAAGACAUCUCUAAAGGAAAAUUUUCAUUUACUUCGGAAGUUUACGACACAUUUGAGAUAUGUUUUAUUUCACAAGUACUACCAAACUACCGAGGAAUAGAGCAAGAGGUUGCUCUUGAUGUCAAAAAAGGAAUCGAAACAAAAAGCUAUGAAGGGAUUGGCGAGGCAGCAAAAUUAAAACCUUUGGAGGUAGACUUGAAACGACUUGAAGAUCUAUCGGAUGCUAUUGUGCAGGAUUUUGCGUUGAUGCGAAAAAGGGAGGAAGAAAUGCGCGACACAAAUGAAUCAACAAAUAGUCGGGUGCUUUUCUUCAGCAUUUUUAGUAUGAGUUGUUUAUUAGGUCUCGCUACUUGGCAAGUCUUAUAUUUGAGACGGUACUUCAUUGCAAAAAAACUAAUUUAAUCAAUUACGCAACUGUUACUAUUUUUGCUUUCUUCCGUUGCAAUA
Molecule: messenger RNA, 678 nt
Organism: Anopheles maculipalpis
Lineage: Eukaryota; Metazoa; Arthropoda; Insecta; Diptera; Culicidae
Gene: bai
Product: transmembrane emp24 domain-containing protein bai
Exons: 5
Coding region: 16-633 (205 amino acids)
Biological process (GO): Golgi organization; endoplasmic reticulum to Golgi vesicle-mediated transport; intracellular protein transport
Cellular component (GO): Golgi apparatus; endoplasmic reticulum; COPII-coated ER to Golgi transport vesicle
Source: RefSeq, a predicted model, not a curated record